AUGAUAACCAGCCAACUCUCUGUCUUCUUCAUGAUCAUCUAUAUGCUUGAGUUCUUGACAAUAACUGGGCAGAGCAGCCUGAUUGUUGUAGCGCUGGGCAGAGAGUGGGUGCAGGCGCAAAGGCUGCCACCUGUGGACAUGAUUCUCACCAGCCUGAGCAUCUGCCGCUUCUUUCAACUGUGGUCAUCGAUGUUGUACAACUUUGGCUCCCACUUCCACCCUAACUACAAUUUUUUGUAUUUCGGGAUCAUCUGGGAAUUUACUAACAUCCUUUCCUUCUGGUUGACCAGCUUGCUUGCUGUCUUCUAUUGUGUGAAAAUCUCAUUCUUCAGCCACCCCAUCUUCCUCUGGCUGAAGUGGAGAAUUGUGAGAUUGGUUCCUCGGCUGUUGCUGGGCUCUCUGUUGAUUUCUUGUGUGUCUAUCAUCUUUUCAACUACUAGUUAUUACCUCAAUAUUCAAUUCAUCUCCAUGAAGCAUUUCCCUAGAAACAGCACCAUGCUUGAGAGACUUGAGGCAUUCCUGUGGGAUUUUUCCACACUGCAGAAAGUGGUUGUGUUGGUUAUUCCUUUCCUCCUGUUCCUGGCCUCCACAGUCUUGCUCAUGGCGUUAUUAUCCCGACAUCUGAAGCAGAUGAAAGACCUUCACACGGGCCGCUCCAACUCCAGCCUGGAAGCUCACUCUGCCGCCCUGAGGUCUCUUGCCGUCUUCCUCACCUUGUUCACCUUUUAUUUUCUGACCGUGCUCCUCUCCAUCUUGGAUGUCCUAUUUAAUAAAGAGUCCUGGUUCUGGGCCUGGGAAGCUAUCAUCUAUGCAUUAGUCUCUAUUCAUUCUACUUUACUAAUGCUGAGCAGUGCCAAACUUAAAAGAGUUUUAAAGGCAAGGUGCUGGAGCCUAGAAGCUUCCUGA
Messenger RNA from Rangifer tarandus platyrhynchus (Svalbard reindeer), 906 nucleotides. Lineage: Eukaryota; Metazoa; Chordata; Mammalia; Artiodactyla; Cervidae. The record is from the annotation of a GenBank genome assembly.